AUGGGUGACAAACCUAUUACUAUGAUAUCGGAUGAGGAGGAAAACGAACCAACUACUCUGGAUGAGGAGGAUAUUGAGGCCUUAGCCGAGCCGCCGGAUUGGCUCCCCGAUGGAUGGAUCAUGGAGGUCUUCUGCGCUGAAGAUGGCACCAUUAUUCGAUACUAUACUUCUCCCAUAUCAAAUUACACAUUCACCAUGAAGUCGGAGGUAUUGGAGUACCUUUUUUCUGGGACAGAUGAGCGUAUGCUAGAAUCGAAGGAACAUGGUGCAGAAAACACGCUUCAGAGACAACAUGAAUGGCUUCCAAAGGGGUGGGUGAUGGAGGUAAGAGCUGGUGGGGAGAAGACAAACAAGAUGUACAAGUUUUAUGUCCACUCAAUCACUGGUGUGCGAUUGCUAUCAAAGCAAGAUGUACUACUCUAUAUCAAUGAGGCAAAGGUCUCUGGGUGCGACACCAAUGGACAAUGUGACACAAGUUCUGAAGACAACAUACUUGCAAAAGUGGACUUUCGGCCAAGUGGAUUGCCUGAAGGUUGGGUAAAAGAAAUAGUUUAUAGAAAAACAAAGGAAGGAUUGACCAGGAGAGAUCCGUAUUACACGGAUCCUGCUAGUUCCUACACAUUCCGCACACUGAAAUCUGCAUUAUCCUUCCUAGAAACUGGAAAGGUAUCCAGGCGUGCAUUUAUUCAAAGGACAAGAGUUCAUGAUCUGUACUCUUUUGAAAUAUCUGCAGAUAUGCAUGAAAGUUUACGUAAUAGAUUAAUAGUAAAUGAGAAGCCUUAUCAGGAGCCCACAAGAUCAUCUCGGUCUAGGCGAGCAUCGAAAAUCGAACAGGAUCAAAAUAUAGAUGACUCAAAAGAUGGUGAUACCUCAAGUGGUUCAGAUUCACCAAAUGAGUCAGAAGAAGAAAACAUUAGAAGCAAGAAGGCUGCAGGCAAAAAAAGCAACUAG
Molecule: messenger RNA, 951 nt
Organism: Miscanthus lutarioriparius
Lineage: Eukaryota; Viridiplantae; Streptophyta; Magnoliopsida; Poales; Poaceae
Source: the annotation of a GenBank genome assembly